Astyanax mexicanus (Mexican tetra) is the source of this 3061-nucleotide messenger RNA. It is a transcript of the gene igsf21a, whose product is annotated as immunoglobin superfamily, member 21a. The transcript is spliced from 10 exons. Gene Ontology annotation, biological process: heterophilic cell-cell adhesion; homophilic cell-cell adhesion. The record is from RefSeq and is a predicted model, not a curated record. Bases 126 to 1553 code for a protein of 475 amino acids. Gene Ontology annotation, cellular component: adherens junction. Lineage: Eukaryota; Metazoa; Chordata; Actinopteri; Characiformes; Acestrorhamphidae.
AGUGAAGAAUGGUCAGUCGGUGGGCGCUUGCACAUCGUUCCCGGUUGGCACGGCGCGGAUUACGCGGGGCAGGGGCGCGCGGGAGCAUGUGAACGCCAAAUGGAGUUUGGGAUUUACUGCAAAACAUGGGGAAGAUGAGCGCCUUGUCUUUGUGCUUUCUCCUGCUCGCGGAUCUGCUGGAUUUAGCCUUCGGGUAUUUGACAGUGACAAUAGAGCCUCUACCACCUGUUGUUGUUGGAGAGACGGUGACGCUGAAGUGCAACUUCAAGACCGAUGGCAGAUUGCGGGAGAUUGUGUGGUACAGGGUCACAGAUGGGGGCACCAUUAAGCAGAAGAUAUUCACAUAUGAUGCCAUGUUUAAUACAAAUUACUCCCACAUGGAGGAUUAUCGCAGGCGAGAAGACCUGGUGUAUCAGUCAACAGUGCGGCUCCCUGAGGUGCGGAUCUCAGAUAACGGGCCCUACGAGUGCCACGUGGGCAUCUAUGACCGCGCCACCCGGGAGAAGGUGGUGCUGGCAUCAGGGAAUGUCUUUCUCACGGUCAUGUCCCCACCAAACAACAUCUCUGUGGUAGCGGAGAACACGCCUGCGCCGUUCAGCCGAUACCAGGCCCAGAACUUCACUCUAGUCUGCACUGCCAAAGGAGGCAAACCUGCCCCGUCGGUGUAUUUUAAGCGGGACGGGGAAUUGAUAGAAGUGAUCUCCUACAUUUCACCCACGGUGGGUGAUGAGGGCGGGGGUUCAGCCGGUGUUCGUGGGGCCAGACCCCUCAUCAGCAGGGACCUGGAUGACACCAAGCUGCAGAAGUCCCUCUCCCUGCUGGGUCCGGAUGGCCGGCCAGGCCGACUAUACACCGAGAGCCCGAAGAGGAGCUACACCGCCAGGCAGCCGCGCUUGGAGCCCAGCCCGGCCACAGAGGCAAUCCCAGAGACAGUGGUGAGCCGAGAGUUCCCGCGUUGGGUGCAGAGCACCGACCCGCUCUACUUUUUCAGCAACACACACAUUCCCCAGAGCGACGGCUCCGUCCUGGUCCAGGCCAAGCUCACCUGGACCCUCAACCCCCAGCUGGACAAUGACGCCCUGUUCAGCUGCGAGGUCAAACACCCAGCCCUUUCCAUGCCUAUGCAGACUGAGGUUACUUUGGCGGCUCCAAAGGGCCCCAAGCUCCUGAUGACCCCAGCACGGGCAAAGGUAGGGGACACGGUGCGCAUCACCGUCCAAGGAUUCCAGGUAGGAUCUCCAGGGAAUGAGGUGUUCCCUGAGCCCCUCUUCACCUGGACGCGAGUGGGAGGUAGGCUGCUGGACGGCAGUACAGAGAGAGAAGGGAAGGAGCUGGUUUUGGAGCGAGUCCCGGCUGACCUUAACGGUUCCAUGUACCGCUGCACGGCCCAGAAUCCUCUGGGCUCCACCGACACGCACACACGCCUCAUCGUCUUUGAAAACCCAAGCAUGAUGAAAAACACACAGAAUCAAAACAGUGGAUCCCUGGGUUUACACACGCUCAGACUGACGUUGCUGCCGCUCGUCCUCACAGUGACCGCCGAACUGACGUGAGCAUCCGCGAAGGGGGGGAGGAAUAAAAAAAGAGACGACCAAGCACACACACUUUUCACACAUGACCCACACACUCGGACAGAUUGUGGACAGACCCACUCGUUGUCCGUCGUUCAACGGACAUCGGCAUCCUCACCUGAGGGGAGGGAGCACUGCGUUCCCUCUCUCUCUUACUCUUUCCCUCUCUUUUUUUAUGGAAGAUGAAAGUGAUUAUGAUGAAUAUAAAAAUAAUAUCAGUGAUAAGAACGACAGAAAGCAAAGAACUCACGUAAUAUAAGCGAAGAAUCAGAAGAAUGAGCGUAAGAAGCACCACCUUACGUCUGUACCCUCGCCUCACGCAUUGAGUCGUCCUUUUAGUUUUAGUUUUUCUUUGUUUUCUCGCUUCACCUCUCGCUUACCCAUCAGUGGAGGAUAGUUCUGUGAUCAGGACGAAUCAAACGGAAAGGAGCCUGCGCUUUUGUUGAGUUUCUCAAACUCUUGCAAGUUUUGUAGUGGACAUUGUUAUGGACACAUGAAAGACAAAUGAAAAAUGAAAAAACAAUAACUAGUAAGUGCUGCUCUACCAGUGCUGGCCCACUCAACAACAACCAACACCACAACCCUGUACUCUAGCACAAAACCACAAAACUGAAGACACCCCCCUCUUUUUGACACCAUUUUUUUGUGGUUUUAGCACACAGUUAUUUCUUUUUCAUUUUGUUUUUAUUUUUCUUGAAUGGCUCAAGACUGGAAUGUACUGGAAAAAAAAACACUUGAUUCUGAAAAAAAAAGAAAAAAAGUUGUGUGAACUGGUGGAACAUUAUCUUUGAAGAGUAACGAAAAAAAGCCCUCUUUUUAAAUGUAUUUUUGUGUACAUCCCUGUAAAUAAUGAGAAGUAUAUAAAAAAGAAUCAAAUUCAGAGAUAUAACGGGGUUAUAGGGGGUCUAAGGGAAGGAAAUACUGGGUUACGCUGGAUAGCAUUUAUGGCUUUAUUGCUUAUAUUUGGUCAUCCCCAGUAACCAUCAACAAGAAACCUCACCAAGGCUUUCGAAGAACAGUGAAAUCGGUAUACUACGAUAGAUUACCAGAUCCCCAUUUCUGAUUUCAUAUGUUCCGCACUUGUGUCAUCUGUGUAGCGGGUUUUCGAACACGAAAGACAAGAAAGCAAAACCUCAUCCCUCUCCAUGGUGUACGUCUGCCUUUCUCUCGAGGUCGUGGUGCAUGUGACGUUUGACGAUUAUUUCUCUCCUUCCAUCCGCUCGGCGGCUGCUCCUCACCACUCGCCCACCUGUUUCUACCCUUCUUUUUCUCAUCGCAUAAUAUAUUCAGUGACCUGCAUUGUGUACAGUAUGUAACUCUCUCCUAACAGUUACUGCUAGGAUCAUGUUAGCAACCAUACUCCCUGCCCCCUUUUCCUCCUCCUCCUCCUCCUUUUCCUCCUUUCCUCCCUCAAAGGAAGCUGAGUGUAAACAGGGUUGUUGCAUUUGUUUCAUAUCACCUGUAUUAAAAAAUGGAGAUGAUCAACUCGA